Messenger RNA from Aphanomyces astaci, 1812 nucleotides. RefSeq lists its product as hypothetical. The transcript is spliced from 10 exons. Gene Ontology annotation, molecular function: phosphatase activity. Lineage: Eukaryota; Oomycota; Saprolegniomycetes; Saprolegniales; Verrucalvaceae. Gene Ontology annotation, biological process: dephosphorylation. The coding region runs from base 58 to 1638 and encodes 526 amino acids. The record is from RefSeq and is a predicted model, not a curated record.
AUCAAAGUGGAAUUCCUGUGUACACUGACUUAUUGCUGUAAUAACGUUAAGGCCUGGAUGAAGGUGAUAGCUGUGGCGAUGGUGACGACGAUGGUCUGCGCGGAACUUCGCCAGGUGCUGGUCGUAUCCCGGCACGGCGUGCGCGGGCCGUACGGUCCGGAGGGUCUGCCGCCGACGGAGGCCAACAUGCAGCGCUACUCCAAGGACAAGUACCCAUUCCCGGUCAAGGCCACGGACUGGGGCACGUCGGACGACGCGACGGAGCUCGUGUCGCCCAAGAUCACCAAGCACGGCGCCCGAGUCAUCCGCAACAUGGGCGAGUACUUUGCCAAACACUUGUAUCCGUCGUAUAUGGCUGCCGCCGCCGUCACGACCUCCCCUGCAUCUGCUGUGUGUGCGGACGCCUUUGCCUACGCCGACGACAACGAGCGCGAUUAUUUGACGGCGCAAGAGUUUCUCCACGGGUUCCUUCCACACUGCUCCGAGCUGUCGCCAGUGAUCAACGGCACUCGCCUGCUCUUUGAGCAAGGCCAAGACCCCACCGCCACAUGCCCCGUGGCGUCCCAAGCUAUGUACCAAGGUAUCGUGGGCGGCCCGACGACAGACAACGUAGCGAGGCAGUACGCAGUCGAGAUCUCGUCGCUCAAUUCACUGCUCGGGUGCUGCGAGCCCGUGGUCUGCGGACUUCGAAAUGCCACCGACCAGUGCGACUUGUUUCAUGUGCCGUCGGCGUGGACGGGCAAAUUCUACGAGCCAUGGCAGGAUUCGCUGUCGGAAGCGCAGUUUCUAUCCGAGUGGUUUUUGCUUCAGAGCCUCAACAACAUGUCGUUGCCACCGGCCAUGACGCUCGCGGACGUCGUGUCGUUGGGGGUGAUUCACAAAGUGCACAUGGAUUUGAUCACGAACGAGUUCAACUCGGAGAACUUUGGGUCGACUUUAUUGGUGCAUUUGGUCGCAAGUAUGCAGCAAACGAUCCAGCAGGCGUCCCCAGUGUCCGUAAAGUCAGGGAAUAAGUCAGGGAAUCACCACGACGACGACGACGACCAAGGACCUCAUCUGUUGCAAAGCCUGUCCAACAAGUUUUUGUUUUAUGCCGGUCACGACAUCAACUUGCUGUUUCUGAAAAACCUGUUGCGCUUGGAAUGGGAGACAGAAAACUGGUUGUCCAACCAGCCCAACCCCGGUAGCAUGCUGGUGUUUGAGCUGCACACCGAGCAGCCCCACAGCACCUCCGAAGUGGACUUUUACGUGCAAGCGUACUUUGUCGCGGCGUCGCCAUCGCAAAUCCGCCACGCCGAAACGCUCAGUCCCCACAAUCCACCGGACCGCGUCGAAGUGACAAUCCCGCAUUGCUCACAAGACGUGGUGCUGCCGAAUGGCACUGCGGCCGUUCGCUGCACCUUUACCGACUUUAAGCAGGCGGCGGGUCUGGCCAUCCGUCAACAAUGUGUGAGCCCCACCCUGGCCAAAUAUGCGGCGACCCUACUGACCCCUCCGCGCCCGUCGGCGUCAUGGACAUUUAAGAUUGUGGUUGUGACUGUCUUGUCGGUGGCUCUGCUGGGGGUUGUGUGGAAGUACAUUGCUCGGUUCAAUCAAGCCAAGUCCCCCGAGUACACCAAGUACACGGCAUUGACGUAAUGUACUCGUUAACUAGUAUGGCUAGUAUAAACACUGUUAAUAGUACGUAGUAACGUCUUGGUUGGUGGCCAUAGCUGGUGGAGUUUGUCCCACAUGGUUUUUCCCACUCUAGGCCUGACGUUGGAGGAUAGUUUCGUCGCUGCAUAAGUCGGUAAAGUGCUCGAGGAGGUGGCG